Molecule: messenger RNA, 3841 nt
Organism: Elaeis guineensis (African oil palm)
Lineage: Eukaryota; Viridiplantae; Streptophyta; Magnoliopsida; Arecales; Arecaceae
Source: RefSeq, a predicted model, not a curated record
CCUUCAGUCGCGUUGGUCUUGGAUCCUCAAAAUCCCUAGAGUUCGCUCCCAGCUGCCUUCGGACGAAGAGCCACAGCGGCAUGGACGCCUUCCAAGCUGGCCGGCCGAUCGGAGGGGAUCCGCAGCAGCCACAGAGCCUUUUCUGGCACCCUCCCUCCUCCUCUUCCUCUUCCCCGCCCAUUGGGGGCUAUCACCAUUACCAGGACCCGCACCUUGCCCGCCUGCCCUCGCCUCCCGCCUCCCUCCCUCCUCACCAGCCAGGCUAUCCCCUCCAUCACCACCACCCACCUCCUCCCCCUCAGCAGCAGCCGCAGCAGCAGUGGCUUCAUCCUGAUGGUCGUUACCAUCUUCAGCAGCCGCCUCCUUCUUCACCCCAUCCGCCCCUUCCGCCAUACCACGCGCAACAACCGCCCGUCCCACCUUAUCCAUCGACCAUGCCGCCAGCCCCCCACCAAUACCCUUCCCCUGCUCCUCCUACUCAUCCUCCGCAUCGUCCCCUUGCCAUGCCGCCGCCGCUGGCUCAUCAUCAUCCUCCGCCUCCUCCUACCGCAGCUUACCCUCCGCCUAAUCAGGGAUGGGGAAACCCAUCGUGGGCUCAGCAUCAAGGAUGGGAGUACCCAGUGGCAGAAAGGAAUCUUCCCUACAAUAAUGAAGAAGAUUGGGCUGCUAGGGCCAAAGCAUGGGCAGCUGCUAAAUCUGCAACAGAGAAUCAUCAUAGACAGGCACAGAUUAUGCCAACUGGAAGAAUAGAAGAGCAUGGUUAUGCUUAUCAUGAGCAGUAUCAACAAGCAGCUGGCCCUCCUACAGAUAAUCAACAGCAAUCACAUCCUCAAUCAAUUAAUCAACAAUUGCCAGUCCACUUGAUGGAUCAGCAGAAACAAGUUAGUCAUGUUCAUGGUUCUACAUCCUUUAGUUCUGGGUCAUCAUUUUAUGGUACAGAUGGCCGUCCAUAUUACAAUGCUGAAGAUGAAGCUAGUGGCACAGAUAAAGAUCAUAUGGCUUCUUCACAAAGAAAUUUUGGUCCAAGUUCAUCCACAUAUGAGCAGGAGGUACCUUAUUGUUAUUCUUCUACUCAAGGGGACAGAGAAUCUGUGAACCAAAGUGAGAGCUUGCAGCAGCCAUUUCCUUUACCUGCAUCAUCAGUUCAAGAAGGGUUCCUUCAUUCACAGCCCACAUUACCUGUUCGAAAUAUCUCAGUAGAACAAGCUCGUUUCACCCAUACUGGACAGUCAUCCAAAUUGAUACCUGAUGUCAGCGAUCAACCACUGGAUUUUCAGCUUAGAUCUGCUUCUGGCCUCGAACCGCACCCACAGAUCAGCUACGAACAUGCUGAUCUUGCAGGACCUGUGGGAGUGAUGGAUCAUGAUGCGGUUGAAACGUCUAUUCAUUCUUGGGCUCCAUCAGCUGCUCCAAGGGUUUUUUCUCAUAUUCCUUUAGCUCCAACUGGAACACAGUUUGAUCCUUCUUUUGCAUCACAAUCUUCCCUACCUGUGUCCCCUGCUCCGGUCUAUGGAAGAGUUCCUGGACCAAACUUCAGACCCAGCAUCCCACCUGUCAGCGCACCUUUUGGCUUGGGCUCUGGAACAUCUCUUCAUCAUGCAGCGGCAUUUUCUGGAGAUGCAAAAGCUGCAUUCAAUCUCUCCGAACGUCCCAAAAAGUCUGCUGUGCCUAACUGGCUUCGAGAAGAAAUAAUAAAAAAUAAAUCUGUUCUUGCAAAUGCUGGUCCAAACCACCAAAAUGGAAGCUCUUUCCAUUCUAGUCAAUCUGAAGAUGCUGAUAAAUCCUCUAAAGGUGUUGAUCAGGCUGACAGCAAGAGCAUGGAAUCAACCAAGUCAACUGAAGAUGAGGAAGAUGAUGAGGAUGAUGUCGAGGCAGCAAGAUCAGCCGCAUUCAACCAGGAAAUAAAGCGUGUCCUAACUGAAGUUCUCAUGAAGGUUACGGAUGAGCUCUUCGAUGAGAUUGCAACAAAUGUUCUUAAUGAAGAUUACCCAACUGUUGAAGUUAGUGAUCAUGCUGAUGUUGAAAAUCAUGGAGUCUCUUUUCCAGCAGCUUCAACACCUAAAAUGUCUGCUAAGGUUCUAGUUCCAGCUGAAAAAAGCAAUAGAAGUGUUGAUAGUACUGGGGAAAAUUCUAGCCCAAGCUCUCCUGGAGGAGACUUACUAGGUCUUGCUAAUUAUGCUUCGGAUGAUGAUGAUGAUGUUGAUGAUUGUGUUGGUGAUGACCGGGAAACUCAAAGCUCCAAUUUGCUGUCUUCUGGGAUGGUGACUGAUGCUUCUCAUCAGCAGGAAACCAGUGGCAGGGUUUCUACAAGUGUACUUGAAAGAGUGGAAAAGGGGAAUGCACUAGUCAACAAAGAGAAGCCUAGCGAAAAUGUGCACAGUAUUGAGAGUCAAAGAUAUAGAACAUACCCAAAUGGAUCUCCACCAAAUCUUAGAGCAAGGGAUAGUGAAGGAAAUUCUGUGAUGCAUCAUGCCUCUUCAUCUGACAAUAAUUUGCAUGGUUGUGAACAGGCAAGUGAUGGGAUGGCUCACAUUGGUGAUGCACAGAUGCCUGUUGAGAGUAGAAAGAUUUUUCAGUUUUCUCCAGGUGGCACUUUUUCUCUUCAGUCAAAUGAUAAGGCAGGAAAGGAUUCCACGGUUGAUGAUGCUAGAAAUAGGAAAUCAGCCAGGGGAGAGGGCCAUGUUAGAGAAUCCAAAAGUAUUUUAAGCAAUCAUGGACAUCCAGAAAAAAGGAGCAAUAGUGAGUAUCCAGUCAAAGAUCCAAAAGGUGGUGAAGAUAAGACAAUACUUGAAACUCCUGGGGCUAAGGAUUUUACCAGUCAUGAAGUUAGGGAAAAAAUGAAGAAGGAAAAACGGGAUAACAUUGAGGAGAAAGCCCAGGAUAGGGGUGCUGGAGGAAAAAUGAAGGAAUCUGAUUCUAGAAGCAGUUCUAAACAUUCUAGUUCUAGGGAUGACAGAAAGGAUGUGACAAAAGAUAAAAGGAAAAAUGACAAAGAAGAUUGUGGAAAGAAAAGGGAGCAGAUAAGGGAUGAGAAGGAAGACAGGUCGACACGAGGUAUGAAGGAUGAGGUCAGGUAUAAAGCUAGAAGGCCCCCUUCACCUAGCAGUAGAGUUAGAAAUAGCAAAGAAAAUUCUUUGCAUGGUUAUGGCAAUCUUUCAAGUGAUGACCGUUCUGAUAAUUCAAAAAAGAGGAAGCUGCAGUCGCACAGAGGUAGCUUGUCACCAUCACCUGCAAAGUCUUGGAGCAGACAAGUUUCGCGGUCUCCACAUAGCAAGCAUACUCACCGCAGGAAUUCUCCCUAUUCUUCUCUUGAUAGGAGGAGGAGGUCUAGAUCCACCACUCCAGUCAACAGGAGGAGAUAAGCACAAAGGCAUAAUAUGGGAGAAGUCGGAGAACAUUGAAAGUUCAGUGCUGUAUGUGAUGGCAUUGGUCUAACAUCUUUCAGGUGGGUGAUCGGUUUGUGGCUACUUGCUACACUUCUGUCACUGUUGCAUCUAGGAUAACUGUUCUGAAGGAUUGGGGAAUCUGAAGAAGAUCGCUAGUUGAAGCUAUGAAGGAUCAGGCAUCAAGUAUUAGUUGCUCAAUUUACAGAUUGCACAGGGAGUUCUGAUGAAACUUGGGGAUGGCAGCAGUUUUAGGUUUCAGGGGUGGGCGUUUGAGAGGACUCUGUAAUUGUGAUGUAUCAGGAGGAAUUCAAUAUUUGUGUUGGUCAAAGAUGACUUCAUAUGUCCUUUGUGUUUUGUAUGGUAAGAUGCUAGCUAGAACGGAAUAUAUUCUUAUAUGUAUUCUUCCCAACUACAUAAAGCUGAUGUUUGGAGUGUAAUGUAUUCUUAGGAGUCUC